UGUCUUUGGUGGGUCGUAUCUUCACGACGAUAAAAGUAAAAGCCCUUGAAUUUACAUUGUAGAUUACUCACAGUCAGACCUACCAUCUAUAAAAAUUUCAUUCAUUUUGAUCCAGCCAAAGUCAAGCUUUUCUUGAAAUACUGCCCACGACGGAAUCUAAAAAACUGAUACUGUAUAACGGUCAGUAUUUCAAGAAUAACUCAAGUUUGGCUAGAUCAAAAUGAACUAAACUUUUAUGGAUGGUAGGUAUAACUGUGAAAAAUCUACAAUAUGGAUUUAAGGGUCUUUGCUCUUAUCUUCAUGUAGGUACGGCCAUCCGAAGACGGAAAAAUGAAAUUUCGUAACGUUCAACCACUUCAAAAAAAAUAACUUGGAAAAACGUUUUUCGAUAUUUUCACCAAUGAAGUGUUUUCUUUGAGUUGAUACAAAUUGAGGCCAAUUUCUCUUGGGUGAUAUCUUAGAUGUUACACUUCUAAAUUAUAUCGUCAACAGCCAUUCACCUUUAAAUCUGGCAAAGAUAAUAAUAAAUAAAUACAAAUGGGGCCGAUACUUAUGGAGUACCCUCUAUCUCUCAAACAUUCUUUCAAUUCAAUGUGAACAUUGCUUUAGGUAGUAGACAACGUGUCGGUGGUAAACACUCGACAGAUGAAUUGCACCUCACACAAGAGCAGCAGCAUCCAGGAAUGAAUCCUGAUCCUGCUGAGCGUGGCAAAGAGUUAGGCGAAGAUAAUGCCUAUGGUGGUUACAGUGUAGGCACGGGUGGUCACGGCACAAGCAGCGGGUGUAGCAGCCGACAACGUAUCGGUGGUGAGCACUCGACGGAUAUGUUGCAGUUCACCGAAGAGGAACUACAUCCUGGCAUGGAUUCCGAUCCGGCAGCGCGAGGUGCCAAAUUGGGCCGUGAAAAUGCGCAAGGUGAUCAUAGUGUGGGCACCGGUGGACAUGGAGCGAGUGAAGCCAAAAUUUUGCAAGCGACAAACGAGUGA
Messenger RNA from Rotaria sp. Silwood2, 986 nucleotides. The record is from the annotation of a GenBank genome assembly. Lineage: Eukaryota; Metazoa; Rotifera; Eurotatoria; Philodinida; Philodinidae.